GCCUCUCGGGCUUCGUCGUUGACGAGUGACGAGUGUGGUGUUUCAUUUUUAGCAGGGUGAUUUUUUAUGUUGUUUGAUGUUAUAAAAGACUUUAUGAUGUAAAAUUAUAAAAUAAUUUCUUGAACAAUGGAGGAAAUAACCUCGGGACUAGAUCCCGACGAACUGAUGGAUCUAGAUGAGCCUGAAGGUUCAGAUCUAGACGAGGAUGAGGAAGACCUCAUAGACGACCAUAUUUCCUCACCGUUUAUUUUAUCAUCUGCCCCUGGAUCAACAACCAAUUCAGUUGCUUCUUCUCCAAUAAGUGAAGAGUUUCCUCCACCUUUCAGUUUUUCGGGAAAACCACUCAAUGUCAAACGGGGCCGUGGAAGACCAAGGAGAGAAGGAGGUAAGCCUGGCUUACCGAGAGUUGUAAGAGGAGGAGGAACAGGUAUGACAAGAGUUAGGAAACCUAGACCACCAGGUUUUAGUAGAAGAGGCAUGGGAAAUAGGAGUGUCAGACAACCAGACAGAUCGGAUUUUGAUUUCUCCCCCUUUACUCCAUCACCUAUUGAUGAGCAAGCUAUAUUGGAUCCAGAAACAGGAGCACUUUUAUAUCCAGAGAGAGAAAAGUUGCUUCCAUCUAUGGAAGAACCUCCGUAUUUUCCAGAACAUUGGCCUGGGAAGGUUUGUGCCUUUUGUAAUUUAGGAGAAAGGAGUCAAUUGGGACAAGGGGAAAUGCUAAGGUUGAACUGCCCAGAAGGUUUUUUGCCACACAAAGUCGCUGCAGAACAAAUUUUAGAGAAAGCCUUGCAAGCUCCUGACAAGGACAGAGGAGAUAAGAGUCCCAAGGGACCUGUAACCUGUAGAAGGCAGAAGGGUUUUAACAAAUGUAGGCAUCCAUCUAUGAAUAGUGAAUAUGUUGACGAACUUACUAUUAUUGGGUAUAAUGAAGUUUGUGAUGUAACCAGUCUAUUUGAACCAAAUGGUCAGUUCUAUGUUCAUAGGAACUGUGCUCUGUGGUCUAAUGGAGUUACACGAGCAGAAAAUUCAGCUCUGCUAGAUGUGGGUCCAGUUGUCUUACAAUGUUCUUCCAAAAAGUGUUCAUUAUGUAAUCAUUAUGGAGCUAGUGUAACAUGUAACUUGGAUUCUUGUAAUAAAGUUUUUCAUUUUCCGUGUGCUACCGCCGCUGGUGCCUUUCAGGAAAUUAUGUCGAUUUCUACUUUCUGUUCUAAUCAUAUAGGACAAGUUGCCAUGCUUAAUGAAGCUACACCUUGUUUUACAUGCCGCACUAUGGGAGAUAUAUCAAACUUAAUGUACUGCUCAACAUGCGGUGCACAUUAUCAUGGAACCUGUGUUGGUUUAGCGCAGUUACCAGGUGUUCGAGCUGGAUGGCAGUGUCGAAAAUGCCGAUGCUGUCAGGUUUGUCGGACUGUCGGAGAUGAGUCAAAAUUAAUGUCUUGCGAACAAUGUGAUAAAGUCUACCAUGCAGGAUGUCAAAGACCGAUAGUUACUUCUAUUCCAAAAUAUGGAUGGAAGUGUAGAUGUUGCAGAGUAUGCGGCGAUUGUGGAUCUCGCACGCCAGGAGCUGGUUUGUCUUCAAGGUGGCAUGCCCAUUACACAGUUUGCGAUUCCUGCUACCAGCAGAGGAAUAAAGGGUUCUCCUGUCCUCUCUGCCAUAAAGCCUACCGAGCGCAUGCUCAUAGGGAGAUGGUUCAAUGCUCUAAUUGUAAAAAAUUUGUACAUGGGACAUGCGACGCUGAAGCAGAUGUAGCUACUUACCAUCAAAAGAAAGAUCUUAACCCUGAAUAUGAAUAUGUAUGUUUACAUUGCAAAAACAGUACUGCUAGACAAAUAACUGCAAAAAGAGCAAGUAUUGAAGACUCAUCGGAUGUACCAGCUUCCCAUGAAUCUCUUUACGAUGACACCUCAGAAUUCGACCUGCCUUCUCCGGACGAAUUUGCUCGUAGUAUGGGUAUGGGCAAAGGAAAACCGUUCGCCAGCAAAAUUGCUAAAAAGCGCAUGACCUUUCCCGUUGGUGGUAGGCCAAAAGGUACAGGAAAAGUACCUCCCGGGAAGAUGGGUUUCAUGAAACGAUCUCGACUAUCGGAUUUUAACAGGAAAAGGGGCCACAAAUCAAAAAUGUGCGGUAUUUUCGGCGUACCUGGUGUUGGCCUUCAACGACCGACUGCCGAUGGAAAAAGCGACGAAGAGCCCGGCGUGGAGAAUAGAUUGGUUUUAUGUUCUGCCAAAGAUAAGUAUACGUUGACGCAAGAUAUCUGUGUCAUGUGUGGAGCGCUUGGAAUGGACCAAGAAGGAUGUUUGAUCAGCUGCGUGCAAUGCGGACAGUGUUACCAUCCAUACUGUAUCAAUGUCAAAAUAACAAAAGUUAUAUUGGAGAAGGGAUGGAGAUGUUUGGACUGUACCAUUUGCGAAGGUUGUGGUCAGCGAAACGACGAAGCUCGCCUGAUACUCUGCGAUGAUUGUGACGUAUCGUUUCAUAUCUACUGCAUGGAUCCACCACUCGACUACGUUCCUCACGGCAAUUGGAAAUGCAAAUGGUGUGCGAUGUGUCUCACUUGCGGGGCUACUGAUCCUGGUUUUAACUGCAAUUGGAUGAACAGCUCUACCCAGUGCGGUCCAUGCGCAUCACAUCUCAAUUGUCCCAGUUGUAACGAGCCGUAUGGUGAUGGAGAAUUGAUUAUUCAGUGUGUUCAGUGCGAGAGAUGGCUCCAUGGUUCCUGCGAUUGUAUAAAAAACGAAGACGAUGCCGAAAAAUGCGCAGAAGACGGUUACAACUGCAUCCUUUGCCGACCAAGAGAUGUACCACCGCCUCAUCUUGUACCACCACCACCCGCUCCAAAACCACCAACUCCUACGAAGAGUCCUGAAGUUGGGAAAAGUUCGAGUUUUUAUUUGGACGGCGUUUACCUAAGCGAGAUGGGGAAUAGCUUUAUUAAAUCAUUAGCUUUGGAACAUCAUGCCUCGCGAAAGAAACGGAAAAAACUUCCUACGGUGCAGGAUAAAGAAGCCGGUAUUAUGGCUACAAUUGAAUCUGUUAUAGCAGGCGGAAAUUCUGGGGGAGCCACUGCUUUAGAUGACAGCGCUAAACUAGAAUUGGUCGACGUCAAAGACGAGCCUCAAGAGCUAUACAAAGAAGGCAUGAUUUGGACAAAAGAGGAUGGUCCCGCACCUGAAGGUUUCACGGUGUUCACGAUGGAGAGCGGAAUCAGUGUCUUAAGGCGCAAGAGACAACGGAAUCUACAGAAACUAGGCAUAGGUGGUUUUCUAGUCAGAAUGAGAGGCAUUCGAACCGGUCAGGAUAACGAUGAAAUCGAUUCCUCGGUAAUCCAAUCUGGCAGUGCCACACCUACAGAGCUCCUACCUCCCAUGCCCGUUGACGGAGAUAAACCAAAAAGAAAACCGAUUAGAAGAAAACCGAAAAGCAAGCUAGCUGAAACUUUUCCGGCGUACUUACAAGAAGCCUUUUUCGGUAAAGAUCUUUUAGAAACCGUUGAUUGUAAAAAAGAAGUUGACAGUUGUAGCAGCGAUGACGAAAAAUCUGUCAAGUAUAAAUCUAUCAAUUUGUCUCAGGAUGAACUGAUGGCUGUAGCUGCAGUCUCGAGCAAAAGUGAAAAGCAAGCAAUAGCCAGUAUUAAAGACUCACUGAAGGAUAUUAAAUCAUCUUCAAUGAUAAAGGAAGAAGACGACGAUAAUACAGAAGACUUAAAAGACGUGCUUGCCUUACCAGGUGAUUUACUUGAUGCAGAAAUAGUCAAUAGCAUUAUGGAAGAUGACGACGAGCUUACUAAAAAUACAGAAUCACUGGAUGCUUUAGAUACCAACCUGCAAGAUGCUAAUGAGUUGGCUGAUACAUUGGGCAGCUCUGGAAAUUCGAAAGAAACCAAAGAUGAGUUAAGUGAUAUUUUAGGGCCACAUUUUAAUUUGGAAUCGAUUUCUAAUAUCAACAGCAAGGACGUAGAAGACAUAUUUAAGGGUGUAUUGACUGAUGAAUCACAGGAAUCACAAGAGAGCAGCAAUUUCGCUCUACAAGGAAGUAAUCUAUUUUCCAACAAUACUCCUCAACAAAGUCUAGCUCAGCAUUCCAUGAUGACCUCUGCUGUUCGUCCUAAAACGUUACCCAAUGUGAGCCAAGUUAAUUUGAAUUCACCAGUAGGAUUUCCUCCACCAUCACCCUACCACUCAGAAUAUAGCAAUAGCCCUCAGUUCAGUCCUGCUUUUACGGAAUCUCCUAACGCUUGGGUGGGAGUUCCCGAAACUCCUGAAAUAGACAGUACCAAUGUCGGAGUUCCUUCAACGUACAAUCAGCGUUCCUCGGAAAAGAUGAAAGCCGACGAAAGUUUGGGCAACGGUGCUACCAUCUCAGCCGUUCUAUAUGCUAAUAUGAAUCAUCCAGAAUGGAAGAAAGAUUUCCCGGUUUGGUCUGAUAGGUACAAGCAAAUAAUCAAGAAGUGGAGGACACUAAGUCAAGAACAGAAAGCUCCGUACCUUCAACAUGCCAGAGAUAAUAGAAGCCAAUUGAGAAUGAAGAAAGCCCAGCAGUCACAGACCUCCAAGGAGUCCACCGCAUCCACAUCAACCCCCAACGUGACCAAGCCAGUCCAUGCCGUCCCAGCUCUAGUGACCACCCUCCAGGCAGUAUCGCAGCAGCCCGUGGGGGUGACUACAGCCCCCACGGCUCCCAUUACAGAGGAUCAAGAGAAGAUGGCGCUGCAACAGAAAUCCGCCAGGGAAGCCGAACAAGAAAGGCAAUGGAAGCAGCUUCAGGCUAUGAGGCAGCAGCAGACGCAGCAGCAACAGAAUAUUAUACACGAACAACGUGUUCAGGCCAUCGCCAGAGUCCAGAGAUCAAUAUCGGUGGAUCCAGCUCAGCAGUUUUUGUCGGACCAACAAAGUCCCUUACAACCAAGUACGCCUCAGGAGCUUAGCCCGUCUGCUACGCCAACACCAAGCCCAAGACAGUUCAUAGGAAUGAAAUCCCCGACCUUCCCUCUUCCUUCACCAGUGCCUCAGACAGCAAUCAGACCUCCUACACCCUCCCAUUCUCCACAUGAUGUAAGUCAGGCAAGCACCUCUGACGGUAAUGAUCACUUUAUUCAGUCACCUUCUACUCCUAAACCUAGUUUUCCUAAUAGAUUACCUACAGAUCAAUUUAUCCAUCAACCUGCAACUCCUAGGCCCCAGUUUGGAAUACAACGGCCAACUUUACAGAACUUUGGUAAUACGAUGAGGACAGACCAGCAAGAUAUUAAUAUCAACCGACAGUUGAGAGAUCUCCUACAGCGACAACAAGUCAAAAAGUUGGAUGAAAUGUUACCAGGUAAAGUUCAACAACAAAGAGUGUGGCCUCCAAUUGAACAACAAGAAAAUGAGGCCUCAGCAACUACUGGUACUUCGGCAGUUGUGGCUACAACAGCAGAUACCACUUUCAGGCAACCAUUGCCGCCCAGUAUUGUACGACCUAGAGUGGCUCUUUCUUUAGCUGGUCGAGCAGGUCCUGGUACUAUUAGGGUUGGCCAGUUAGACGCCCGAAUGCAAGGCCUGGAUCCUAGAAUGAGAUUGAUUUUACAACAGCAAGUUGGCCAACAACGGUUAUCUGCGGGAAUUCAACACCAGUUCGUACGGUUUACCUCGACGCCAGCCCGCCCCACGACCUUAGAUCAAUAUGAACAACUACUCCACAGGCCCAGUCCUACCCAGAUCCGGGCACCUGAUCAGCAAAACGCACCUCGAAUGACUUUGAAUCAAGCGAGCGUCAUUCAAAGACCGCAACUUGUGCAACCUACUCCAACUACUCCUGCAACUAGUGCUGCUGAUAGCAAUCCCAGUGAAGAAGGUAUUCCCGAUAAUGUUACUGCUGAACUGGAGAAGCUGGAACAAGAAACAGGUACUAUGGUAGAGUUACAAGGUGUCAGUGAGAUCCUCGGAGGACUGGGAGACGACGACGAUGAACUGUUAGCUGAAAUGGGUGCCGAUUUCAAUAUUCUAGAGUAUGCCGAUCCCGAGCUAGAAGCUUUAACAGGCGGCAAGACAAAUAUAUUAGAUCUGGAACUCGAAGAAGAACCAGUGAAGAAAGAGAAAAUAGUAUCCAGUGCAGAAAACCAACCGACUAAUCAAUCAGUAAACGUAAUUUCGAGCCCUGUGAAACCUAAACAAGAACCAGUUGAAACGCCUACUCCAAAACCAGAGCCCGCUUCCCUACCGCCGCCACCUCCUCCUUUGGCGUUGCCUCAACAGCAGCAACCGGCGCCUGUCCAACAUACGCCGCCCGUCGCUAUUCAACAACCAACUCAACAUCCGCCGCAAGUACAACCUACGAUGCACUUGACGCCCCAACAGAUUCAUCAGCAGAUGGUACACCAGGUUCAACAGGCAGCAGCUCAAGGCAGACCCAUGCCACCGGGGUCAAAGAUGCAAACUCCUGAUGGAUUUAUUGGUAUUGUAAUGCCUAAUAAUAGUGUGCAACUACAGAUACCUCAAAACUAUCAACAGCGACUAUUACUGUUACAGCAACUUCAAAAUCAAAAGCUUCAAAUGCGCGUAGGCACUACCACUCCACGAGUAGCGGUGGUGGCACAGAGUCAGCUACCAGUCGGUUUGGCGACCGGCCCCAGGAUGGUGGCGGCACCACCGCCUCCACCACCCCCGCCGUACCCAGGUCCACCGCCGCCUUAUCCAGGAAACGCGGCACAGCAUCAACAGACGGGAUUGAGAAUGGGGCCUGGUCUUCUCCCAAUGGGACAUUUUCAUCCCAGUACACUGCAGGGUUUUCCCAUGCAUCCACACUUGCAGCGGAGACCUCUUCUCCUUGAGGAACAACCCCUCUUGCUGGAGGACCUACUCGAACAAGAGAAACGGGAACAAGAGAAGUUGCAGAACCAACCUUCUAGUCAAGAAGUGUCUUCAUCAACUGGAAACGAAAGUGAAUCGGCGUUGCUCAGCGACCACGAUUUCGAGAGACUAAAGGCAGACGUAUUCAAUACCGGACCUGUCACCAGUUUACCGUCAACAAUAACUAAUCAAGGAACUACUAGCCAUACAAACCAACCAUGGCAACAGUUACAAAAUCGGCAGAUCCCUGCCCCACCGGCACAACCAACUAUGGAGGUGACAACCAGGGUACAAAUGUUUAAUGCCAAUCUAAUUGCUGCACCACCAUUGCCUCCGGAAAAUAUUGUCACGGAACAAGACAAACAGACUCAGAUGAUGUAUGAACAGUGGUUGAAUCAUCAGAACAAUGUUCUAGCCCAACAGUUGCGCUACUACGAGACUGAGGUACAGAAACUUAGGAAGAGCAGAAAGUCACUGAAUAGCAAACAGAGACAGUUGAAGAAAUCUGGUAACCAGCUGACCGACACAGAUGCAGCCGAACUCCAGAGAAUAUCAGGGGAACAAGCUAUUUUACAGAAACAUCUAGAAUCGAGCAGAAAACAGAGUCGACAACACGGCAUGUUAAUACAGGAAUACAGAAACAAGCAUCCUGCACCGAAGCAGCGGGUAGAGCAGAUCCAAUCGCCUUUGGGACCACCGUCGUCUUCACCCUUGCAACACCCAAGUACGUCGCAGUCGCCCAUGCUGUCGCCAUCUUUAUCGCCUCUGACACAGCAUAAUUCUCCUCUGAACAGUCCGGGACCGCUGAUUUCGUCGUCGCCAGGAUCUGUAUCGGUUCAGAACAUUUUGCAGAGCCCGAACAGUAUGCCCACGAACAGCAUGUCGCCUUUACAAUCGUCCUCGAUGCAAGCGUCACCUAUGCAGCAGAGCCCCAUGCAGCCGUCUCCCAGGAUAGGAACACCGCAUUCUCAAAGUGAAGAGAGUCCUGGAUCAGCGCAGUCACCAUCUCAUGUGUGCCUUCCCCCACCAAUGCCAAGAAUGACAAGUCCUCAACACAGACGAGUAGUAACUAGUCCGGUUGGUAUGACGCAGAUGAGAUUCGUAAGCAAUCAAGUACUGCAACAGCGAGUGCGGAUGCAAUCGCCCAUACAAAACUUUCAACAAAAACCUGCUACACCAUCUCCGUUAAAUAGCCCUACAUCUCAAACAAUGAAUGUAAGCCAACAACUUCAGUUACAUAAACUUCAACAGCAACAAAGCAUGCUACAACAACAACAGAGUCUGGAUGGUAAUCAAGGUGACCCCAAUAUUAUCCACUCACAGCGAACUACCCAACUUUUACAACACAGAAAUUUUAUUAGACAGCAGGUUGCUCAGCAACAACAGAUAGGCCAGCCUCAGCCUUUAACGCCUCAACAACACCAAAUAAUGCUCCAACAGCAAAAGCAAUUAGCUCAACAACAGCAGCAACAAAUAGCGCAGAUGAACGCAGCUAGGUUACAGCAACAAAAUAAUCCUCCUCAUUCACCAAUGCCUCCAAAAAGUCCUAUGAUCAAUCAACAAAUUAUGUCACCACAUUCUAUGCCCCCGUCUCCUAUGCAAAUGCCACCGAAAAGCCCCAUGGUGUCUUUUAGUUCUUCUAACCAACCAAAUCCUAACUCCCCUGCGGCAAGGAGCCCUGCUUUUCACCAAGGAUUAAGUCAAACUCCCACCAGUCCUAUGACUCACCAGCCACCGUCUCCAAUGCCUAGAAGUCCAAUGGUUAAUCAAACACAGUCGCCACAUAGUAUGAGAAGACCACCGAGCGCUAAUAGUAGCCCUGCUAUGCCAGAUAGGCCACUAAGUGUUGAAAAUCCUUCACCGAGAAUGUCUUAUUCAAUCGACCAUUUAAUGCAAGAUACUUUACACAGUCAGAGUAGCCAUAAUUCAAUGCAGUUUACUGAUAAUUUCACGACUGAUAUGAAUGUUCAAAAUAGUAUCAGAGAAAACAUGCAAAGUGGAGGAGGGAAUCCCAAUAAUCCAUGUAACCCAAUACCUCUACCACCUGAAUAUCCUAGAUUUAGAUAUUUUAAACUAGGUUUGCGAGGUGGUACACCAAUGUGGGGGUUUGGAAGAGGAGCAAAACGGAUACCUACUCCCCCAAAUGCUCCAACUAAACCGGAAGAAAAAAUGGCAAACCAAGACAGUAUGAUGUUACAAAAGAUGAAAAAGGAGCCUCAUUUAAGCAAAGUUUCUAUCCUAAAAAGAAAAGUUGGAGCUGGAAGUGGAAAAAUUGGCUCUCUUGUUAGUACAGAUUACAAUGAUAUGGACGAUAGCUCAUCCACACCUCCUAUAACUCCUCCAUUAGCUACUACAAGUCGAGGAGGCAUACCAAAAACAUUACCCAAAAAGAUUUUGGAGAAUCAAAGCAGCAAGGAUUCCGUUAUUGUCAUGCACAGCCCAGAGGACAAACAACUUGAUAUGAUGGAUUUUGACGAUGACACCAAUACUGUUUUAUCAGCGGAAGUGUCUCUAAGUUCUGCAGCUCAAAAUGACGAAGAUAUGUUGGAAAUGGAGACACUAUCACAACAAGAUUUAGCCGAAGGAUUAUCUAGUCCCUUGGAACCUGAUCAAAUAGCAGAUGAAUAUUUACUAUUUCCUGGGAAUAUGGUAGUUGACAUGUCUGCAGGAGAACAUUUUUCCGAAAAAGAGGAGGAAGAAGAAACCGUAGAUGAAGAAUUCAACGAUGAAAACAUGCAUAUUAUGAUUCGCAGUCCUACAACCAGUGACUAUGAAUACAUAAUGCAAAGUAAGGGUAAGAAGUAUAACGUAGGUGUUCAUGAUGAAAAUGAUGAGAUGCCCGAAUCUCCAGAUCAGGAAGACUUGGCUGUACCGUCACCUGAAGUUUCGGACUUGUUGACAAAUUACGAUGAAAAUGAUGUUUUAAUGGGCGAUCAAAGUAACAGCACACCUGAAGAAUCAAUUUCUACCAAAGAAGACUUCGAAGAGUUGAUUGAUGAAGGCUCACGUAAGAACAGCAUAACGAAGUCAGAAGUAACAACUAAACAGAUCAAUGAAUUCCACAAAUACGCAGGGAUAUUUAAUUAUUCCAAAGGAGUUGUUCAAGCGACCCAGAAUCAGACAGCUUUAAAUAAAAUUACGGGCGUAGCUAACAAAAAAGCACCUGCAAAAAUAUCACUCGUAGCGGGUCCUAUUGUACAUAAUCUAUCAACUGGGAAGGUCAAUCCCGAAAAAUUGAUAAUCACUCAAAAUCCAAAUAUUUUAAAUACCUCACAAGCUGCUAAAGUUACAAGUAUUAUUCUUACUCAUAAUUCUGCGGUACGAAGAAAUGUUCUUAAUGUACCAAAGAUUGUAAGUACGGUAUCUCCAGCUAUUACUAUAGUAAAUGCUACCACAUCUCAAAUGGCUUCUAUACUACCGUCCAAAUUCACGGUACCUGUGAUAAGUGCCAGUGCUGUGCGACAACUUUCCAACGUAAAAGUGAUGGAUAAACCAUCUUCAUCAUCACUAUCUAUUUCUACACGCGACAAUGUUUUACCUAAAAAGAUAUUUGAAGAUGAUUCCGUCUCACCUGACAGUUCUAAUUGCGAGGACGAUAAAUCAAAAGAUUCAUUCGAUGAGAAAGCAAAAUUGGAAUCUCCUUCGCGAGAAAUAAAACCUUUAUUAAAAUCAGACGCAUCUUCGUCGAAUACAAUCAUCUCAAGAAGUUUAGAAUAUAAAACACAUGACCAGCAAAAGAAAGCUGAACAUCUUCAGGUCAUGAAUAUAAUUCAGAAACAGAGAGUACCUAGUCCGCUAAUGCCAAAGUCUGCUUCGCCUGUGAUUAUACACAAUACUCCCGAAUUGAAGAUGACUGCGCAAGUCAUUCAAGAGACACAAACUCGUAUGAAGAUGACAGCCACUACAGAAACUUUGGAUGCAUAUGACGGUUCAGUAGAUGAUACGAAGUCUGUUGUGAUAUCGAUUCCUUCUCCUACUCCAUCUCAAGAACAAAUGUUGGACAAUAUCGCCUACCAGGCUUUGGAAAAUAGGAGAAGAGAAUUUGAUUCUAUCGAAGAUGUAUUAGAUAUGAUAGAAAAUAUCACUGCAGAACCACCUGCCAUUUUAGAAGAAAAUGUACCUGUACAAAAUACUAAACGUAAUACGACCACUGAAUCAAAAGAAAAGGAUAUUGACAAACCAAAACCAGAAAUAGCAAAUAUACCAGUAAGUGUAAGUACUAAAUCUUCUGCAGUGCCACAACUUUCACCAUUGUCGCAACCAACAGAUUUAACUAUGAACAUGGCAAAUGCUUCCCAGCAACUAAGAUCAUUGUUGUCUUCACUGCAAACUACUUCGACGUCUUCCCCAACUAACGUAGAAUCAGUAGUUAAAAACUUCGGCCACAAAAUUAGCAGCAGUGCUUCUCCUACAGCCACCCAACCUAUUGUUGCGUCUAGAGUUAUACAGCAGGCUGGUAGACAGUCGCCAGUGGUAACAACUGUGAACACUGUAAUCGUACCGAAUUUAAAACAAAAAGUUACAGUUACCACUGCGAGCAGUUCUAGAAAUAGUCCAGUAAAGACUCAAGUUGUGACUACUCAACAUGUACCAUCUUCGGCUAUCAUUACAUCAACAAUAAACUAUAUACCAAAUAGAACAAUUGCUAGUAUGCAAGUUAUGGCAGAACAUCUCAAAUUCUCAUCUGGUAGUAUGUCUAUAACAACUCCUUCAGUUUCCACUCAGCAAGCAAUUGCUAAAACUACAAUUCAUAAUGAAAGUAAGAAACCUUCAUUAACAUUAACGGCUAUGCUGCAAAAUCAGCCGGCUGCUAAUAUGAUUACUAAAUCUUCAGCGGAUACGAUUACUGCAGCCAGCUUGCUCGGAUCACCUAUUAGUUUGCCUAAAGCUGGCUUAACGUCCUUAGUACAAGCGCAACCUACUGUUGUCGUUCCCGUCAUAACUACUUCAAUGAUAGCAUUACAGACUCAGCCAUCUAUAGUUUCUACUGUCAAAAGUGCACCAAUGAAAACAAAUGCAGAUACUAUAACGGCCGCAAGUCUCUUAAGUUCAAGCUCUGUUAACAUAGCAAAAACCGGUAUUACAGCUGCUUUAUUACAAGCUCAACCGAAUCCAACUCUUAGCUCUUUAUCUACUGCAACACCUCUAACGCAAACCUCUAAUAAUAUUAUAACCAGCUCGACCCACAGAGUUCCUACUUCUACCACAAAUCUUUUACACACUCAGCUAACCAAAGUAGUGAGGAGUAAAUCAGUUGAUGACAUCAAAGAGAUCAAACAAGAAGAUAUAAAAUCGGAAUCUAUGGAUACCGGUGUUGAUGACAAUAAAUUUUCACUUAUUUCACCUAGUGGCUGUAAAAUGUCAACAAUUCAGAAUCCAAUACUAAAUAAAGCAGAUGAUUCGCAAAAUGUUCUGCUGAAAAAGCUGCUACAAAACACUGCUUGUGCUAGCACACAGUCACCACCUCCUACUACAGCAAGCACUGUUACAACUAUUUGUCCCGCACCUAAACUUCCUAUUAGAGAAACAUCUUUUGUUUCUAGCCCGAACGUAGAACCACCAGUAUCUCAACCGAGUGUUGCUGCUGUUGUGCCUACUCAGCCUUUGCAAUUGGAGAUUAAAAAAUGUUUGCCACCUAGUAGAAGUUCUAGUAGAGAUGAUUUGUUGUCUCCCCAAACUCCCAGAUCCUCUACUAAUAGUCAAGAUUCUAGUUUACAAACUCCUCCGAUAAUAAAGAAAGAAAUAGUUUCUAUUCCACAACCCCAGCCUAGUCCAAUUCACACACCACAAGAAGUCAAAAAGGAAAUUAUGGAUGAGUCGUCGCAACAUUCUGAGGUUUCUGAUUACAGUCGACCAGAUGUUCCUAUAAAAGAAGAAACAGAAAUGGCUGAUAUUGCAAUAGAAAAGCCAGUGCUUGAUAAGGAAGAGUUAAAGAAACAAAAGAGGCGGAUGUAUCAACAGAAAAGGCGGCAGAACCAAAUACUUAACAAAGAAUUGGCUGGGCAACCUAAGAAACGACCAAGAAAAAAUUCGAAAAUAGAAGAAGACUAUGAUACUUAUAUAGAUGGAGUGUUGGCUCAACUAAGGCAGUUACCUGGAAUUACAGUGUCUGAACCGGUAUUAAAUCGUAACCAUGGUAUAGUCUCACUUUUCGGGUCUGGAGAUAUGUCCAAACUUGGAACAAAAGGGUACUCUACUCAAUUUGGGGAUUUAGACGGGAAAUAUGGCUAUGCUGAACUGCCAGGUUAUUCAGAUUUUUAUUCCACCAAACCUUAUGGAGAUCUGGAUCCUAUACCGGAAAAACCACCCUCUUCUACCCAAAGAGGUUUCUACGAUCAAGAAUUCCCAUUGAUACGGUUUGACACAGACGAUCAUAAGAAAUUCGACAUGUUUUGUAGGGAAGAUACUCCAGAUUCAGUACUCAGUAGUUCAUCUCCGGAGUGUGUCCAAGUAGAUCCAGAGGGUAGAUUUAUGGGAUUAAGACUUAUUAGCGAUAGUGAAGGCGAGGACGAGGACAAUGAAAUAGAAAGGGAAAUACAGCAAGCUAGAGAUAGACUGUCGCCGAUAGUACCUAUGAUCAAACCAGUACCAAUUAGAUUGAAACCAGUUGGAGGAGUGCUUGUUAAGGAAACUCCCAGUGAUAACAAAGAAAACAUCAAUACAGAUAGUCUUAACAUAAUGACAAAGAUCAAAUCUGAAAGCAAACCUUUAUUACCGACGAAGGAUUCAGGACAUGUUACCGUGACAUUAACACUGACUUCAUCGGCCGCUGAAGACAUAAUGGGUGUGCUAAGGGACUUAGCAAACAUUCUACAAAUUCCAGCUCCUACUAGUUAUCAAAUAGUAGAAAGGACAACAACUCCUCCCAGCCAGAAGCUCGGACUCUACAGGACCAAGGGCAAAGACGGUAAAGAGGGAGCGCCAAUAGACAUUCAAAGUAUUCUUAAUGGGGCUACCAAGUUCUGUAAACACUGUGAUGUAAUUAUUUUAAGCAAUUUGAUAAGGAGAAAGGUUUCCGACCUUCCUUUCUUGGCCAAAGACUCGGAACUUUUAAGCGACGGAGAGGAACUAUUCUUCUGUAGCUCGACUUGCUACAUGCAGUUUGCCCUAAUGCAUAGAUCUCCUUCUAUCUCCGAAGAUAAGGCCGCCGAAAUAAUCAACCAUUUAUCUCAGAAAGAUAACGAGACAAAACAGAAAAUGCAGAUGAUGGAACCGUUUGACAAUAAAUCAAUAAUAGCUCAAAGACUCUCGUUCACUAAUCGAGAAAUGAAGAAAGAAUAUGAACCAAUGGACACCAACGAUUACUAUUCCUACUUGCAUAAUAACGCAGAGAAUAAACCGAAUCGGUUUUAUGACGGUGCUUACAGACCGAUGCCGGUUAGCAGAAUCUACAAGAACAUCAGAUAUAAGGUUUGGUCGCCUGGAUGUUUACAACCGAAUCAGAAACAUAAGAUACCUACGGAUAAAGAAAUCAUGGAGUUGUUGUAUAGAAUGCAAAUAACAGUCACGCCGCCAGUUAUGCCGGAUGAUACAAGAAAGUGCAUGUUUUGUCAGGGUGUUUGUGAUGGAGUAGCUGAUGGCACGGCAAGAUUACUUAACUUUGAAGUUGAUAAAUGGGUUCACUUAAAUUGCGGUCUUUGGUCUGACGGCGUAUACGAAACGGUGAAUGGGGCGUUAAUGAAUUUGGAGAAUGCUUUACAAACAAGCCUAACGACGCCCUGCGUACAUUGCAAUAUGUUAGGUGCUACUAUAAGAUGCUUCAAAACGAGAUGUUCCAGUGUGUACCAUCUGAAUUGUGCAGUAAAAGACAAUUGUGUAUUUUUCAAGAACAAAACUGUCUAUUGCAUAGCGCAUGUCCCUAAGAACGAAAAGGACAACGAGUUGACGACGCUCUCUGUAUCUAGAAGAGUUUAUGUUAAUAGAGAUGAAAACAGACAAGUCGCUGCUGUGAUGCACAGCUCAGAUACUGACGAUCUAUUAAGAGUUGGUAGCCUCAUAUUCCUAAAUGUUGGUCAACUAUUACCACAUCAGCUACAAAAUUUCCACACUUCCAACUACAUAUAUCCGAUAGGCUACAAGAUAAUAAGGUUCUAUUGGAGUAUGAAAUCUUUAAACAAACGGUGCAAAUACAUCUGCUCUAUCCACGAACAAUUUGGAAAACCUGAGUUUAGGGUCGUUGUUCAAGAACCUCCAGAAGACGAUAUAGAGUUUGUAGAUCCGACUCCCAAAGGUGCUUGGCAAAGGAUCCUUGACCAAAUCGCCUUCCUUCGCAAAGAGAACGAAUGUUUACAGAUGUUCCCUAAAUUCACGACUGGAGAAGAUCUUUUUGGUCUCACCGAACCCGCCAUAGUAAGAGUACUGGAAAGUAUGCCAGGUAUAGAGACCUUAGCCGAUUAUAAAUUCAAAUAUGGACGUAAUCCCUUAUUGGAACUUCCUUUGGCGAUCAAUCCCUCGGGAUCUUGUAGGACUGAAUCGAGGUCGAGAACUCAGUUGCAUUGGAAAAAACAUCACACUCAACGGACUACGCUGUCUACAGCUCGACCUAUAUUUGGUCCUUCGCCUUCCGGCCCAACUCCAAGUACUCCAACGUUUGGUGAGCUGUCGUGUCCUUACAGCAAACAGUUUGUUCAUUCGAAGAGCUCACAGUACAAAAAGAUGAAGCAGGAAUGGAAGAAUAACGUAUAUCUUGCUAGAUCGAAAAUUCAAGGGUUAGGUCUAUAUGCUGCUAGAGACUUAGAAAAACACACUAUGGUUAUUGAAUAUAUUGGAGAAAUUAUAAGAACAGAACUGGCUGAAAGCAGAGAAAAACAAUAUGAAGCAAAGAAUCGAGGUAUAUACAUGUUUAGACUAGAUGAAAACAGAGUGGUAGACGCUACGUUGAGUGGUGGCUUAGCGAGAUAUAUAAAUCACUCUUGUAAUCCCAAUUGUGUAGCUGAAACCGUGGAAGUAGAACGUGACGUAAAAAUUAUUAUUUUCUCCAAGAGAAGAAUUAUGCGAGGAGAGGAGCUGGCUUAUGAUUACAAAUUCGAAUUCGAAGACGACCAGAACAAGAUUUCCUGCAUGUGCGGUGCUCCGAACUGCCGAAAAUGGAUGAACUAAGACCUUUGUAUACAAUUGUUGCAAUAUGAAUUAGGAUUAUCGUAUGUAAAUAAUGUAGUUUAAAUGUAACACUUUUGUAUGUUGGUAUACGACUGUUUAUAGUGCCAUUUUUAUCAAAAUGAGUUUUAUACACAUUCCAUACACAUUCAUUAUAAAUAUAUGGGCAAGACCAGAGAAAGAAACAAAUAGUCGAGGGGGGUUUAUAUUUAUUUUAGCGAUUUUGCAAGUGACGGUUUUACUGUGUACCAGUUUUUUAAAUUUGUACCUGUAUAUGUACAUGAUUUUUUUUUCUCAUUUCCAAUUAAUUAGAGUAGGUAUUAAACAUUUUGUAAUUUAUUUCGUUUAUUUUUUUUACUUUUGUGUUUUAUUUUUUAGGCAGUGUUUCAUUUUUGCGACACUAACCGUAUUUUAUUUAUAUUUCCUCAAUCUAAUAGUUCAAAGUUUUAUUAUUUCAAUAUUUUGCUUCAAUUUUAAUCACAACACCUUUAGAGUUAAAAGCGGGAAGUUAUUAAUCUGUUUGUAGAAACAAUAUUUCAAUUUUUCUUCUUCCUCUUCUUCUUCUUGUGUAGACAUGACUCUUGUUUGACAGACUGACUCAUGUCCGCUUUUCACCGCGCCUCCAACAAGUUGUCAUUCUAUCGUUUUCGUGGCCUUCCCACUAAUCGUCUUCCUAUUGGGGAACCGUCGCUCGCCAUCUUUACUACUCCAUUUGUUGCCAUUCGGCUUACAUGAUCGUUCCAUUCUUCCAUUCUAUUUCUUACUCAGUCCUUAUGUUCUUCACUUUGUAGUGAUGUUUCAAAACCUCGUGAACCUCGUAAAUACGCAAGCCCGAAAAAAUAAAUAGACCCUAAAAACAUGCACCAUUUUAAUUUCAUAAGAAAUUAGGCGACAGAGUAGGAUUUGCACAUGCUAAUGAUGUCGAGUAUUUCCAAUAAACAUGAGAUAUUAUGUUUCUCUAAUCUUAAACAUUCCAGUUAGUCAUCGCAUUUUUAUUUUAUCUCACAUUGAAAGAUUUCUAUCAUAUGCUUUCUCAAGAUCAAUGAAUACCAUAUGAGCGUUUGUUUCUUUACUCCUGUAUUUUUCCAUCAACUGCCUUAUAAUGAAAAUUUCAUCUGUUGUUGAUCUACCCUGCAUAAAGCCAAAUUGAUUCUCGGAUAUUUCGGUCUCUUCGCGUAUCCGUCUAUCAAUUACUCUUUCCCAUAUUUUCAUGGUGUGGCUAAGCCGUUUUAUGGCCCUGUAGUUUGUACAUUGUUGUAUAUCUCCCUUGUUUUUUGUCCCUUGUUUUCCAUUUGUCCAACUUCCAUAAUUCUAUUAAAUAGUCCUGCUAGCCACCUUGUUCCUCUUUCUCCCAAUGCUCUCCAUACUUCCCCAGGAAUAUCAUCUGGUCCUACCGCUUUUCCUUUCUUUAUUUUUUGAAGCGCUUGAGCCACUUCCUCGUUGGUUAUUUUGGUGACCAUUGCUGCUACUGUAUCCGUUGACUCUACAGGCUGUCUGUCAAAUUCUUCAUUUAAUAAGCUGUCACUGACCAUAGGACAAAUAAUUCAAUUUUAAGAGAGCUAAAAGUUAGCCAACGACUCUCCAGUAAAGUCCAUCUCCAACAAUUAAAAUACUUUACUUUGGAUAUGUUAUGAGAACAAACACAGAAAACAUGGAAAGACUCAUUAGACAAGGAAAGGUGGAAGGCCGAAGAUCUCGAGGAAGAUCCCCAACAAGAUGGAUCGAUCAAAUUACAGGAAUAUGCAAAAGACCUAUGCACGAGUUAAAAGAAAUGACCAGAGACAGAGAUCUUUGGAGACGGACAAUACACGACAUCACGUCGACCACUACACUCCUUCCGGAGGGUCAGGAUUGAAGAGAGAGAGUCACCAAAAAUAGGUUGAAUCACCAGGUUGAACAACAGUAAACUAACUGAAAUUUCCAAUAGCCUAUUUUAAAUUUGUUAAUAAAUCUUUUCACUUGGUUUAACUUGGUUUAACUUUUCACAAUCGUUGGUUAUUAGAAUAUUUUUAUUGUCUUAAACUAACAGGAUAACUGAAUGAGGGCAUAUACAAACCUACCAAAUUUCCAAAGUUUAAAACAGUACCCGCAGAUUGUGGAUCUUCUUCUUCAGUACCCUGUCCGAUUAUCAAACGUUGCGAUUAUAUUGGCAAUAAAACCUUCGGUUACAGCAGCUCUACACAUAUUAACGGUAGUGUCUUGAUAUCACUCUCGCGAGAGUUCGGAGCCAGGAUGUUCUUCUGCCUGGGCCUCUUCUUCCGGUGAUCUUGCUUCGUAGUAUAAGGUGUAGAAGGUUAUAUCCCCCAGGCAACCAAAUAACGUUGAAAAAACGUCAUAAUUAUCACCAAACAACGUCAGUUUAUCACGUUUUUUCGACGUCGAAAGUGACGUGAAUAUGUCCCACCAUAAUUGACGUCAUUUUUAUUACCUUUUAAAUACGUGAUAUCAAAAACGUAGUUUUUAUGUCUUUUUUAGAUUAUGUUUCAUUUUAUGGUUUUAAAGAUUCACAAUAAUUAUUCAUAUGGGCAUUGUUGGCAUUGUAAUUUUUCAUUUAACCGUUUUAAAAAGCAAAUUGGAAGACUCUCUAAAAUGUAUAGAAUUACAAUAUCCUCAAUGCAACAUACCUAUAGGUAUAGAAUUUUUACUUUUUAUAUAUAUUUACCGUGUCAAAAUUGAAACAACAUAUAAACUAAUAAAUAAUUUAUUGUUAAUUUAAUUAAACUCGAUAACACAUCCAAAACAAAUUAAAACAUAACCUCAACCGUUUUCAAGAAGAAUUAUUGUAUUAAACUUACUCACUCGAGAAAAACGAAUGAAAAUCUCUUAAUUAACACGUUUCUUCAACUAAAUAUCUAAAUGAACAGUCUUAUUUUACCACACAAAGCACCUAAACAAUAAAUGAAACACUUCUUAAUAGAAAUUGUUUGGUUGGGGUUGGAGCAACGGGUUGGAGUCAUAAGCAUUAAGUUUUAAGCUCCUUCCAAUUUUGUGACGUCAGAUUGUCCGACUUGGGCUGCCUGAACUGAAAACGUGUUUUUAGGCGUAUGUUAACGUCAACAUAUUUAAAAGACGUUUAUACGACGUAAUCUUGAAACACGUAUAUAUAUUCCAUCAAAAACUGACGUUUCUUCGACUUUCUUGACGUUACUUGGUUGCCUGGGACCUCUCUGGAUGUCUCAUUACGUGACCGAAAUGUUGUAACUUUCGAAUUUUUAUGGUUUCUGUUAUAUGUAUCUUAUUUCUGGAUUUUCUACCUUUUCGAAAUAAUAUUCCGAAAAAUCUUUAGCUACAUUUAGGUAAGAUGUAAAUCUUGCUGUAAUAUAAAUAGACAAAAGGAAAAUAUUCUGGAUUAUUUUUUUCUUACUCUGUGGCUUAUUAGCAAACUGCAUUGCACAUAUUACGUAAAAAAAUAUCUUUAUACAUCGUAGAAUUAAUUUUUUGCCUUGCAGUUUUAAGAUAUUACGCAACUUUUACUUCUAUACGGUAAAGUAUGUUGAUAUACAAUAAUUAUACAACAUUUAGGGACCAAAUAAGAAAUACUGUCGUAGUCUUUUUGUGAAUAAAUAUGUUGAAUGUUUUUUCAUAUUAUGUAACUUAUUGGAUAUUAUUAGUCCCUAUUUUGGAUCAAUUUGCAAGUUGUUUAAUAUAUCUGAUAUCCUCGACAGUCUAUUACGUUUGACUGUUAUUUUACAGUUUUCAUCUGAAUGUCUAUUAGUUUUGAUAUUUUCUUUUGCCUCUCCUGGACAUCCACAAAUAAUCAAAUAGCCCAAAAAAUGUUACUAUAUCAAAGUUUUUUUACAUUUAUUUAACAUCUCGGAAUAACAGAAUAAAGGGAAAGCAUAUUAACUUUUACAAAAGUAUAUAUUAAGUAUAUUGAAAUAAGCAAUUUGGAGCAGUGCAUAUUUCGAAAUUUUGCAGAUAUUGUGUUAAUAAACAAUGAGUCAAAUUUUUUGCAUUUCCUAUAGCGACAUCUCUUGCCACGGAACAUUUUUCCUAGGAAAAAAAGGUUAUAAUCGCUGGGAGCCAGAUCUGGACUAUACAGUGGGUGCGGAAGCAAUUCAUGGUUCAACUAUCGUUUUCAUCGACUUGUGGCACGGUAUAUUGUCUUUUUUCUUCAACAAAUGAUUUAACACCUUGGUUGCGUUACGAGACAAAUAGACCUCGUAUUACACUAACGGCUGGCUGCUUCGACUGUGUCUAACGUACUGUGGCAAAGGUUCACUGGACAUACAUGCCCCGUAACGCACUCGAUGUAAGUUUAUAAAUAUCUCUAAACGCAGCCAAAGUGUUAAUUUUCGUUUGACAUUUCAGUCUUCAAACGCUCCAAUAAAUCAAUAUAGUAGUCGAUACCGAUAGUUUCUCUCGAUGUUAUAAAUAGUCAAUGAAAAUAAUUUCUUGUGGGUCCCAAAAAUUCAGUGGUCAUAACAUCUCCGGCGGUUUUCGCCUAUUUGGUCGCUUUAAACAAGUGCUGUCCACUCAUAUGGCUACCGAUUUGAUUCCGGAGUGAAGUGAUGGAUCCAUGUUUUAUACAUUCAUGCCUAUUCUGUAACUCAUUUCGAUGAUAGAAGUAAGGAAAAUCGAAUAGAAGUGGCCAAGUCGAAUAGAAAUAGCCAAACUCGGUAUUCCAUAACUCCCUCGGAAUCUCUACAAUCGGUAUAGUGAAUAGAAAUGACUUCGACAACAUUUACCCUGUCGAAAUUAGAUUUCGAUAAUCGGAAUUGUCCUUGACGCAAGCGCAUUGUAUUUUGUUUUGACGUUUAUAUUUUAUAUCUACUAAAAAUAGUUUAUUACUACUUAUUUACAGUAUUUUUACCUUUUGUAUUUGCUUAAUUUUUUAGUCUGUGGUGUUAUUUACUUAGGAAAUUAUAUACAGUAGGAAAAAUGAAAGAAUACCCAUGAACGAACAUAUAAAAUACGCUGUAUUUUCCUGUCACCGUGUCACAAAGAAAAUUGCCCAGCGCAAGUACAUGUAAUAAUUAUUGUCACAUGUACUUGCACUGGACAAUUUUCUUUGCGAUACGGUGACAGGAAAAUACAGCGUGUUUUAUAUGUUCGUUCAUGGGCAUUCUUUCAUUUUUCCGACUGUAUUUAAUUUAGUCAUUUUCGAGUAUGCAUUGAACCUAACCCCAUUUUCUUCGGCAUCUGAAUGCUGAAUGUUUGCCAGUCACAGUUCGCAGUGUUGCCAUACUUUUUUUUUUUAUUUAUUUCUUGUACAAUUUCAAUCAAUGGCAUAAUGAUUGUACAAAGACCGUUUAAAAUUAUAAAGAUAGACUUAUAGCGUUGAUUGAUAAAUAAUAUAAAAUAUUAUACCAGUUUACUUGUAUUUUUAUCAAUCAACGCUUAAAGAAAAGAAAAUAAUUAUAGAAAAUACGUCAUUUUUGGGAAAAAUUGUUUAUCAGUUAUUUUAGCUGGAAUCAAUACUUAAAUUGUAUAUUAUUAGUAAUAUUUUACAUCAUACAUCUUAUCUUUAUUUAUCAGUUGAUUUUCUUUUCUAUAACGAUUUUAAUUAAUUUUGAUUUAAAACCAUUUAUCAUCUUUUGAGCUUUUUGUGUAGAAUAUUUACACUAAUAUUUUGUUGUUUACUUUUCAAAACUUUUCUUUUUUGUUAUUUGAAAACUAUUUUUUAAAUGAAACUGUAUGUAAUGUGAUAGUACGAAAAAUUGAAGAUAUGGCAACGGUGUCGUAUUUCAAAUUUAGAACCAGUAACAAGCAGGCCACAGAACACUAAUUUCGCUUGACAAUGCGGGGUUGCCAUCCCUCCUGACUACGUGAAAUAGAAAUUGCCGAUUUCGAUUUACCUUUAUUUCGAUGUGAGUAUUACAGAAUGCCAAUCCAAACACGAAAAUGACGCGAUAGAUAUCAAACAUUCCGAAUUCAGGUAAUUACGAUUCGACUUGGUCAUUUCUAUUCGAUUUGAUAAAAGUUACAGAAUAGGGCUGAGAUUCGUUGUUAUUUUUGCGCUGGUGUGAGAAAUCGCGGACCCAUUUGGAAAACAACCUUGUCAUAAUAAUAAUCUGAUCUAAAAUAUCUGUAUAAUAGUUAAAACACUAUCCUUUGAUAACUUAAGAGUGUUGCUAUCUCUUUCAAGUUCAUCUUUGCGGUUUUCCAUAAUAAUUAUCAGCGUUUUUUUCGAUGUUUUCGUUUUCAUAAUCAAGACAAUCAUGUCUACUGCUGGGCGUAGGCCUCCCUCAGUUCUUUCCAGUGUUCUCUAUACUGGACCGCUUGUAGCCAGUUACCCGCUACUCUUUUUAUGUUGUAGGUCCAGCUAGUCCGUGGUCGUCCUCGGCUUCUUUUAUAGUUUCUGGACCUCCAUUCCAUGAUUCGUCGUGUCCACCGUCCAUUCUGUAUUCUAGCUAAGUGCCCUGCCCAGUUCCACUUACGCGUUGUAGCUCUUUCGAUUACGUCUGAACUCCUGAUCUUUGCCUGAUUUGUUGGUUUGCUAUAUGCUCUUGAAGGCUCACGUUUAGCAUUGCACGUUUCAUGGCUCGUUGUGUUACUCUGAGUUUAUUCGCGUUUAUUAAGUAGCUUCAUGUUAAAUGAGCUACAAACUUAUUUCAAUCCAUAACCUUUUGUGGAAGUUAAUAUCGUCCUAUGUAUUGAUUGGUAAUGUAGUUAACAGUCUUUAAAUAGUUUUCGUUCCAUAUUUUCGACUGUAUUGUCAAUAAUAAUAUUGAACAACUUGUCGAAUAUCUUGCUGUUGUUGUUUUCUAACUCUUAAAGAAUGUAUAUAGACUAUUUAUUUCUCUAUAUUUUAGACCCUUAUGUGAACAGUGUACAUAGAACUGGUUUUUGAAUGCCAUUGUUAAAACACGGAUUUUUCUAGGAGAUUUUAUAUAUUUGAGUACUUUUUUGUUACCAAAAAUGAAGUUAUCAAGCUUGCAUUACAUUUUCAUCACUGUCUUCAUGGUAUUCGCACUUUCGUUGUUAAUUUAUGGUCAUAUUAUUAGAUGAAUACGUCAUUUUUGGUAUACAGGAACAUAAGCAUUGCCGUGCAAUAUUACCUUACUAGAGUUAAAAAAAGAUAAUGUAAUUUUUAAGGGACAAAGUCCUUGUUUUUUUUUUGUAACUUUUAGGUUUGUAUAUUUUGUUUAUUUUUGUAUUAAGUUCAUACAUUUAUUUAAUUUUAAUUUGAAGUAAUAUAAAGAGAAGGUUCAGCAACUAGUGCGUUUAUAUACUUUCGAGAUAUAUAUUGUUUUAUACAUAAAGAUGUUUGUUUUGAGAGAAGUGACAAUCACUUUGUAUUAGAAUAAUUUCUGUUAAAAACACUACAAUUUGUACAAGUUUUAUUUGUAUGUGUAAAUUUGUAAAUAGAGUAAUUUGAUUUUAAA
Messenger RNA from Diabrotica virgifera virgifera (western corn rootworm), 23252 nucleotides. Its product is annotated as histone-lysine N-methyltransferase 2C-like. Gene Ontology annotation, cellular component: MLL3/4 complex; nucleus. Gene Ontology annotation, molecular function: histone binding; transcription coactivator activity; histone H3K4 methyltransferase activity. The record is from RefSeq and is a predicted model, not a curated record. The coding region runs from base 127 to 15927 and encodes 5266 amino acids. The transcript is spliced from 39 exons. Lineage: Eukaryota; Metazoa; Arthropoda; Insecta; Coleoptera; Chrysomelidae. Gene Ontology annotation, biological process: positive regulation of transcription by RNA polymerase II.